GGACUGAAACAAUCGGGGUUAGGUUCCAAAGUGUCGUCGAAUGUUUCCGCGAAUGACGGAUGACUUCCCCGUGACCAGCCGGAGGCCGCUUCCGCAUCCGGCCGCCAGAUGGCGCCGUCGGGCCGCGCGGCCGCACGGGGGCGCGCGGCGGGGAGGCACCAUUGACUGGAGCCUAACGACCAUUAUUUCGUCAUCAUUUGUAAGCGCGGAGCAUGAAUUACCUCUUGAAGUCAUCAGUGAGGAUUUACGACUGGUCAACAAAGGCACGUGAUUCCCGAGCGCGCUCCCAUAUUUGGCGACAUACCUGGCAAAGUACAGUAGGGCUUCAUUGCUUAUAAUUCAUGAUUGCGUCCAUAAAUCGUGCAAGCACACAAGGAUUAUAGCGACAAAGAUCUACAAAUCGAGGCUUUAAAAAAGCAAGCAAAUGAGCUCGUACUUUGUAAACUCGUUCUCAGGGCGCUACCCAAAUGGCUCCGACUAUCAGUUACUAAAUUAUGGGACUAACGGCGCAGUGAGCGGCUCCUUCAGAGACCCUGGCACCAUGCACUCCGGGUCCUUCGGCUACAACUACAAUGGCAUGGACCUAACCGUCAACCGAGCCAACAGCGCAGGCGGCGGAGGCGCAGGCGGCGGAGGCGGCGGCGGCGGCGUUCACUUCGGGGCGGUGCAGCAGCAGCGCGAGGACGCCCGGGGCUUCGGCUACCGCCAGACGCCCACCUGCUCGCUCUCGUCGCCGGAAUCCGCGCAGCCUCCGCCGCCCCCGUCGUGCGCCGCCGCCGCCGCCGAGGUGAAGAGCGCCUCCCCGGCGUGCGACCGGAGCGCGUCCUCGGCGGCCAACAAAAGCGCCAACAACGGCGGCGGAUUCGCGGACAUCGACGACCCGAGCGCCGCCGCUCCCGAGACCGAGGACCGCGGAGGUUCCGGCUCGGGCUCGGGCACCGCUCAACGGGCGCAGGAGCCCGGCAACCUCGCCACCUCGUCCGCCCCCGCCGCCAACGAGUGCCACGCGCCGCAGAUCUUCCCCUGGAUGAGGAAGCUGCACAUCAGCCACGAUAUGACCGGACCGGACGGCAAGCGGGCCCGGACCGCCUACACCCGCUACCAGACGCUGGAGCUGGAGAAGGAGUUCCACUUCAACCGCUACCUGACGCGGCGGAGGCGGAUAGAGAUCGCGCACGCGCUUUGUCUUUCCGAGAGACAGAUCAAAAUCUGGUUCCAGAACCGCAGGAUGAAGUGGAAGAAGGACAAUAAGCUGAAGAGCAUGAGCCUGGUGACGGGCGCCAGCGCCUUCCACAACUGAGCCCGAACCACCUUCCCCCACAACGACCCCCCCCCCCGACCCCCCAUGCACCCCCACACACCCCCCCCGGCCAACCUCUGCCGCCGCUGCUAUGGAGGUGAAAGCGUUCUCAAAAUAAUAUUCAUAAUAAUAAUAAUAAUAAUAAUAAUAAUAAUACGACGGAGGGGGGGGGGAUAAAAGGAGUACUUGUAAAGCUCUGAAGCGCAGCACCUUGCAGCAUGCUAUUGUGAUAGAAGACAAAAAAAAAACAAAAAAAAAACAAACAAAACAAAACAAAAAGCAGUAUCCUGUGGUUCUUUUUAGUUGUGGUAGCGUGUAGGUGUCAAGUCAUAUCGAUGUAAAUAUUAAUAAUUGUCUUUCUCUCUCGGACGUGUUUCAACUUGAGCUCUUUCUCCAAGUGGAGUGUUUUAAAAUAAAAUGUCAUAAGAAGAAGAAGAAGAAGAAGAAAAAAAGAAGAAAAAAUAAAGCUGCUGCCAUUUGAAUGUAAACAUGGGCCCAUUAAGAAAAACUUGUUGUGCAUACUCGGAUUGUUUAGGCUGUCGAUGUGUGUGUGUGUGUGUGCGUGUGUGUGUGUGUGUGUGCAAAUUUUAGGCAGUGAUGUCAACUUUUGUUUUCUUCUCGCCAACAAGCUUUUUGUAUGUACACGUGAACUCAUAGCGCUUGGAAAUAAAAGUUUUCUCUCUCUA
This is a messenger RNA of Phyllopteryx taeniolatus (common seadragon), 1986 nucleotides long. RefSeq names its product homeobox B5b (gene hoxb5b). Gene Ontology annotation, cellular component: nucleus. The transcript is spliced from 2 exons. The coding region runs from base 425 to 1300 and encodes 291 amino acids. Lineage: Eukaryota; Metazoa; Chordata; Actinopteri; Syngnathiformes; Syngnathidae. The record is from RefSeq and is a predicted model, not a curated record. Gene Ontology annotation, biological process: regulation of transcription by RNA polymerase II; anterior/posterior pattern specification. Gene Ontology annotation, molecular function: DNA-binding transcription factor activity, RNA polymerase II-specific; RNA polymerase II cis-regulatory region sequence-specific DNA binding.